AUGCAGCAUUAUUCUGAUGAUCUCACCGGGGAGCUGCUUUCCAGCACAUUAGAAAUAUGUGCGACUUUACAGGCAAGCAAAAAUGCUGCGGUUUCGAGUACUGCGGCUGCAACCCUCCAGCAACUGGUAGUGUCGGCUUUCGAGCGCGUCUUUAUUGAGGACAAAAUGUCUGAUGGCCCCAGGGCAAUGACGACAGUCGACAUUGACGGUAGCCAACUAACCAUAGGGUGCCAUGCGCAUGAUGCUUUCAUGGUCUUAGAUGAUCUUUGUAGUCUAAUCGAUGGCGAGCAACUGCGGUUCUUGCAAAUCAAGACAUUAUCACCAACGCUUGUACUGGAACUCAUUGAGAGUGUUCUAGUGAACAGUGCUCGGCUCUUUUCGAGCCACCCUGAACUUGCACAGGUGCUGCGAACUCGCCUCGUGCCAUUGACUAUAAGAUAUUUCUCGGAACGACACGCGUUUCCUCAAACUGUCAGGAUGGCUCGGAUUUUGCUCUUGCUUCUUAAGCGUCACAUGUCUCUUCUGACUGCCGAGUGUGAGAUGGCGCUUAGCCUAUUGACCCAUCUACUGGAACCCGAUGGGACAGAAUUUUGGAAAAGAGUACUUUGCAUGGAAGUGUUUCGAGGAUUAUAUGCCGAGCCAGGGCUUAUUCGACUUGUCUACUCUCUAUACGACGCAACGGAAGGGAGAAAGGAUAUUCUUAAGGACCACAUGGCAUCCCUUGUGCGCUUAGCAUCUGAGAAACCUUCGUUGAUUGGUGUCAGCAAUCAAUCCACUGCGCCUUCCCGUGCUGAACAUUCGCGAUCGACAACAGAAGAACAAAUCACUCUCGAAACUGGGGGAGUUGCUGGCAUGAUAGGUACAACGGGCCCUUCACUCGAGAUGGAUGUACCGGGAAUCAGCAGCGAGUGGAGUGUUGUUCGGACUCCGUACAUUGAGCUUCUCGAUAAGGCGGAUCCACCACCACCUCCCGAAACCUAUAUCUAUAGCAUUAUACUGAACUGUAUUGCUGCGUUCUCUGAAGGUCUUGCCAAAUUUAUUCUGCCGCUGACGGUCCCCGAGUUGAAACAAAAACGAAGAAAUCGCACCGGCAGUGACUCACAGGAGCUCCAACGAUCCAACUUUCCGAAGACUGAUGACAAAAAAUCCCCUAUACCAAUAAACCCUUUAGAUUUGAAAGGUCACGCGCAAAUUUCGUCAAUCAAAGCCUGCGCUGGGAUAAUUGAUGAUUGCUGGCCUGCAAUCCUCGCAACUUGUUCAACAUUUCUAUAUGCAUCAUUAGACGACGAGUUCUACCACAGUCUGGUUCGAUCUUUUCAGAAAUUGACGCAUGUGGCGGGCCUUCUCAGGCUAUCCGUCCCUCGCGAUGCUUUUCUCACAACUCUGGGGAAAGCUGGGAUGCCAAUGGACACUGGUGGCGUCAAGCCCACGGGUCUCACACCAACGACUGGGGCCGAAUCCUUGCGUAGAAAUGCCACGGAGAAGAAAUGGCAGGGCACAGAGAUGCUUCCCAGCCGCUCUCAACUGUCCAUUGAGACUUCGAAUACCCAUCUGGAGAGUCCCUCUGUUACACUGAGCACACGGAAUCUUCUGUGUCUCCGGGCUCUCCUUAAUCUAGGCAUUGCUCUGGGUCCAACCCUGGAUCAACAGGCAUGGUCUAUUAUUCUCGAGACGCUGCGGGAUGCGGAUUUAAUGAUUGGCAUGUCUUCUGUGAUGACGGCCAAAUCAACAGCUACAGCCAGUAGCCCAGUUGAUGCUGUAUCUACCUCUGGUAUUGAUGUCCCAAAGGCUCAUCUUGGCACUGAAAUAAUCGCUGUACAAGCAGCCUCUACUAAAAUGUUCGAAAGCACCAGUGAUUAUCCCAGCAGCUCUUUCCAAGACAUUUUGGUUGCUCUGUUGAGUCUCUCGGGAAAUACUGAGGAAGUUCUUCGAACUCUCGAACCGUCGCCGAGUUCUCCUAGCUCUCCUUCAUCGCUGCUGCAUUCGGAUCAACUGCGGCAAGAUGCUCAUCGCGUGUCACUAACCAUAGGUCGAUCAAGGAUGCAGGAGGAAGAGUUGAAAUUUGUCUUGGAAAGAAUCGAAGAGUUGGCCAGAGCGAACCUAUGCCGGCUGUCGUCUCUCCAUGAAAGCGAACGAAGCACAUGGCGCUUCCUGACUGAUAGUCUGGUUUUGAGCGCCGCGAACAAUGAGAUAAGUCCUGGUCUCCGCCUAAAGGCCAGCAGCGUUCUCAACGACAUCAUCUUUCGAACUAUGGGACAGAACAAUAACGAAAAUGCGGAAGUUAGAAAUGAAGUACAACUGAGAAACCUUCGGACGUUACAGUCACAGAUAAGGUCACUUUAUGACACGAAUACUGGUUUGCCAAAAACUCCUGCCGCCACUGUAUUUGAAAUCCACGAGCGGGGCCUGGAAGUCUUGAAAAACAUUUUGGAACAGUAUGCGGAGACUUUCGUCGAUGCAUGGGGUUUGAUUUUCAGCCUUAUUUCCAGCAUUUUUAGGAUAUCUUCGCUCGAUGAAGACAUAGGUGCUUCCAAUCCCAAAAAUGGAAUUAAGACCCCUCUACCGGCAAGCUCACCUCGACUCGUCCAUGCCGCCUACAAAUCUCUUCAGCUUGUGGCCUCUGAUUUUCUUACUCUACUUCCCUCACCCUGUCUCUUGACUCUUGUGAACUCAUUCUCCGAAUUCGCUUCGCAAUAUCAAGAUUUCAACAUCUCACUUACGACGACCUCUUUCUUUUGGAAUGUCUCCGAUUUCCUUGAAAGACAAAUAGAACUAUUCUCAAUCGAGAGUCGUGUUGAUGCCUCUGUUAAUGAGGAGGAGCUAGUGAGGUUGGUGAAAGAGGGCGAUGUAUCCGCCUCUCGGAACGCCUUGUGGCUUAUUCUAUUGUUGCGAAUUGUUGAUAUCACGACAGAUAGCCGGGCAGAAAUUAGAAACAGCGCGAUCCGUACUCUGUUGAGAAUCUUUGAUGCUUACGGUCAGCAACUAUCCCCGAAGGCGUGGCAUCUAUGUUUAAACGGAGUCCUUUUCCGUAUGGUGGAGGAAGUUGAAGCUAAACUCGUGGAGUCUACUGGUAGCAAGAUGAAUCCAAAUUCUGACGAGGUUAAAUCUUGGAUUGACACGACAGUUGUGAUGGUCAAGGGAUGUUCCGACCUGAUAACAAGCUUCUUCGAAACAAUUAUCCAGGACGAGGAAUUCGACCAGUCAUGGAAACGGCUCUUAGGAUACCUUAGACGCUUGAUUGACUUCCAUCUCUUGGAGUUUAACGAGGCGACAUUCUCCAGUCUGUCAGGCAUGCUUCUUCGAGCGGAGGCUCCGCAUAGUCUCAGCGACGAAGCUCUUCAGGCGGCAUGGACUCUAUGGGCAGACGGCCAUCCUGCCCUUAAUAAAGAUUCGUUGGACCUGGGCAGCCCAAAUCAAGAUGCUGCUUUGGCUUACCUACAAACAUUCCAGCAGAUAUAUCAUCUUUAUAAGGAUCAUCUGACGGAGGAACGAAUCGAAACCAUCCUUCAGCAUAUGCAGUUCCUGGUGUGGAAUUCGAUAUCCCCGCGAUAUUCUCCGGAUACGGAUCGCCCGUCCGCCCUCCAGACAUUGGUUGUCGAUUGUACUAAAAUGAUUUGCAUGGAAAAAGACGCCUCGCAGCCCCAAAUACUACUAUGUCUCGCCAGCUACGCUGACUCCGCACUAUCGAAAUGGACCCCAGAUAGUGACACAAGAAAGCCAACGUUCGUUGCGUUCUCAAAAAAUGCAAUAGACCUUCUCGAUUGGUAUAUUGCGGACUUUGGGAUCAAGCAAGAUAUCUUCACCAACGGGUCCCUGACGACAGUCUUAGAACAUCUGAGUAAACCCAUCAGUCAGAAGUAUGAAUGGAGUGGUAAGGAUCGGGAGCCUUAUCUAUGGCAGAAGGCUACGACAGCUUCGCUGGAUAUCCUUCAAGUUGCGAUUCCAUAUGUGAAGAAGCAGUAUGGGAAGUGCACUCAGUCCGAAAUAGCUCGGUUUUGGAGGUGCGUGGUAGAUAUCUCCCAAGGCAUAGUCUCUGCCAGAGGCUAUCGAAUCUCGGAGCUUCCAAUUUCAACCAUACACUCCGACGAGUCCUUCGACACAGCAGCCUUCCAUCGACUGAAAUCGCUCAUCAUUCCAGCACUCGGAGCUUAUCCUAUACCAGAUAGCGUCCGUCGGGAUUUUGCAACCGCAAUCUUCCAUUCAUCGUUUAUUUAUCCUCCUCGGCGUUCUGACCUCCCCGGAGGGCUGUCAAUAGAGGAGCCCCUUCGGGAUCUGUGCAGAAUCCGUCCGGGACGCACAUUCGAUCCUCCACCCACCUUCCGACCUAGCAUGGCAUAUGCCUUAAUUGACACAAUGUUCGACCUCGCCUCUGUCUCACAUGUCCAACACGAGGACACGUAUGGUUCUACUGAUGAUAACCCGGCCAUAACGAAUCCACACAUCCUGCUCGCACGUUCUGUCACCCCUUAUUUGAUACUGCGAUGCGCCGUGUCCUUGAAAGCAUACAUUGCUGACCAGCCCCUUCGAGGACUGAUGCCGCAGCCGACGCCUGCGCGUAAGGCACUGCUACAUCUCCUGACCGGCAUGGUCGAGCUACGGAGUGAACCGUCGGCAAUCCCAGAGCUGUCGGAAACGGGAACAGGAACAGGAAUAGUGGAAGAUAUUCCUCAUUAUCAUCACAAGAAGCACCUUGAACGGCUAUAUCCUCUCAUAGUGAGAGCUGUGCAGGUUGCAGGUAGGGAACGAGAUGAUGGGCGAGUUUUGCAUGUUUUGGGGAGGGUGUUGGAGGAGGUGGGAGGUAGGACUUUGUGAAGACUGUCGGUAUUUUACAUUAAUGGGAUACGGUGUACUUGGUACGUAGAGAUGCUAUUUGCCAUGGAUCAUAUGUGUAUAGUGGUUAGGGAGAAGGAUUUCUG
Messenger RNA from Monascus purpureus, 4916 nucleotides. The record is from the annotation of a GenBank genome assembly. Lineage: Eukaryota; Fungi; Ascomycota; Eurotiomycetes; Eurotiales; Aspergillaceae.